This is a messenger RNA of Suillus discolor, 1501 nucleotides long. RefSeq names its product Bud-site selection protein. The transcript has 6 exons. Gene Ontology annotation, cellular component: 90S preribosome; nucleus. NCBI's taxonomy places the organism in Eukaryota, Fungi, Basidiomycota, Agaricomycetes, Boletales, Suillaceae. The coding region runs from base 128 to 1381 and encodes 417 amino acids. The record is from RefSeq and is a predicted model, not a curated record. Gene Ontology annotation, biological process: maturation of SSU-rRNA.
AGCGGCUUCAAUGUGCGCUAAGCGCCAUGGAGCACUUUUACAGUGAUACAUGAACCUAUUAUAUUGUCCACCAACCUCUCAAUCCCAUCAUACGAACCCUAGCUUAGUGGAGACAUAACAAAUAUUGAUGUCACCUGCUGAGGCGCCAGUAAGAACGACGAAGAGAAAGAGAGAAUAUCAAACUGGCGAGACGAACAUCGGGACCAAGUUAGAGAAGAAACUGUAUCAUGACGCACGGGAGGUCAGGAAGGCCGCGAAGAAAGCAAAAACUUUUGAGAUGCAGAAGAUCUUGAAGAAAAUGAAAGAUGCAAGGCGCAAAGGCGACGAUAACGUAGUCAAAGAUAUCGAAGCACAGCAUAUGGCUCUCAAGCAACUCGACUCCGGGCCUAUCGCCGACUCAGCUCUGUCAACGAAAAUCAAGAAAGACAAAUUCCUUUCACAGGAUCCCAGCCUGCAAUCUGCGAUGUCCAAGUCAUUGUCUUCCAGCAUAAUCACAUCCACUGUACCUGGAUCCGCAGCAGGCAUAGUCCAAAGCAGGUUACUUAGUUCCAAGAUCCUAGCGGUUGAUGUUUCUCGUAUAAUCGAGGGACUCCGGCGCUUACUGCACCCUACGGAGCGGGUCUACCACGCAGACGUCGAUGGCGCCGAAGUAUCACCGCCUCGAAAGAAAAAACAGAAGACACAACAGAAUGAGGGUUUGCCUAAGGUCUCUCCGGUGGAUUCUCCUUCUGAAGAUGAACCAAGAGCAAAUCUUGAAGAUGAUGGCUGGGAGUCAGGCACAGUUAGCGACGGCGAUCAUUUUGUCCAGGGAGAUUCGGGGGUUGAUGAAGGGCCCGACGAGGAAUACAACUCCACCUCCGAUAAUGGCGAUGACCUCCCUGUCCCUCACGAACGAGCAAAUCGAGGGAAAUCAAAGGCAACACAAUCUACUUUUCUACCUUCCCUUUCGGUGGGUUUUAUUCGGGGAGAUUCGGACACCGAUUUUAGCGACAGUGAGGAGAAAGCAAUUGACACAGCCAAGAAGAAUAGACGUGGUCAGCGGGCACGCAGGGCAAUAUGGGAGAAGAAAUUUGGAAGACAUGCCAAUCAUGUGAUGAAGCAGAAAACUUCUAACCGUCCCGAUGCCCCUUCCGGUAUUGUGGUUGUGCGCAAAGAUCAGCGACAGCACAAGAAUAGUAAUCGCGAUUCCGAUGGCGCGCCGUUCUCCGGUCACAAGCAGAAUACUCGAAUACCGGACAAGAACAGAUACAACGCAUCCGCAUCCCUCAUGGCAGGUAACCGUAAGGAAGAGAAACCGCUUCAUCCAUCCUGGGAGGCCAAGAAGAAACAACAAAAUGUCGCAAUUGUGCCUGCACAGGGUACAAGAAUUGUCUUCACUUAGUCUUAAACGUCAUCCGAACACGAAAACACGACAUCAUACGAAUCCAAUAUAUACAUAAUCCAAUUCAGUUGGCAUUGCGCAUGUAUCAAAGAAUAUUGGAGUAUGACACGUGCGUAAGAC